UUAAAAAACAUGAAAAAAAAAACAUAUUGUUGACAUGUCAUGAGCUAAUGACGUGCAUCUCCAGCAGUGAUUGUUAUUUAUUCACGAAGAAAAUAUUUGGAGGGCGAAAAUGUUUGGGAAUAAACGAAAAAAUCUGCCCCCACGACCGAAUUUGCCUCAGGUGGACCAGAUAAUCGAGGAUCUGAAUAUUCCAACCAAAAAUGAUGUGGCAUUCAGUUUUAAAGAUCGAGAAGAUGUCCAGCCGAAUUUGCACUUUCCCACGAACGCUUAUGACGUUGAAAACAUCUAUGGAAAAGCUCGAACUUAUUUGGAAGGCAAUAAACAGUUGAAAAAUCUCGCAGAGUCGUUGGAAGUCGAGAAAAAUGAAUUGCAAAUCGAUUACACAGCAAUAGUAACACUUGCACAAGACAUUAGAGACCAGGCACAAGCGGUCUUGACUAAAUAAUUGCUUGCGUAGUACGGAGGAUCAUACCUAAGGGCAGGAUCACUCAAGUACGAGCACCAGGUGAAACCCGGUGGAUAUCCUGGAAAAUUUCGAGAAGAAUUAAGAAAAUUCAUCGAGAAACUCAAAAAAUCGCCUUCUCUGACGCAUACGUCAAGUUAAAUCCCAUGAUUCAUUAAAUUGUGUUAGAAAAAAUGAUACUUCGAUAUAUUAAACGAGAAAAUAUAUUUA
Molecule: messenger RNA, 673 nt
Organism: Fopius arisanus
Lineage: Eukaryota; Metazoa; Arthropoda; Insecta; Hymenoptera; Braconidae
Product: UPF0449 protein C19orf25 homolog
Exons: 3
Coding region: 110-445 (111 amino acids)
Source: RefSeq, a predicted model, not a curated record